GCUAGGUAACAUAUAUCAGCUUCCUCUAUGUGAAGCUAACCGAGUAGUUAGCGUUGCUUGUUUUCGGAGAAUUUAGCAGAUUUUGUCACAUUUGGCGCGUGAAGUCUUAACGUUUGGCAUCAUGAUGACGAUAAAAGACGGGGAGUAUACGGCCACAAUCUAUAAACUGAUUAAGGACAGCCAGUAUGUUGAGGCCAUUCACAUUCUCAACAGCCAACUUCAAAAGCACACCAGGUCUCGAGCGGCACUCUCCCUGCUGGGGUUCUGCUACUACCACAUCCAGGACUUCAGCAGCGCGGCUGAGUGCUACGAGCAGCUGACGCAGCUGCACCCCGAGGUGGAAGAGUACCGGGUGUACUACGCUCAGAGUCUGUACAAGGCGGGUGCCUAUACCGAGGCCACCAAAGCCUCCUUCGCCCUGGAUACACCCAGCAGCCAAACCAAGAUGAUCAAACUGCAAGCCUCCAUCAAAUAUUUUGAGGAGAAUUACUCUGCUGCCAAGUCUCUGGUGGAGCAGCUUCCUCCGGAGGACACUGACUACGUGUACAACAUGGGCUGCCUACUCUACCAGGACGCCAAGUAUGAAGACGCCUGCAAGAAGUUCACGUCGGCCAUGCAAGUGCUGGGAUAUGUGCCUGCUCUGUCAUACAAUAUCGCGCUGUGCUACUACAGGCUCAGCAACUACGCCCAGGCCCUCAAAUACAUCGGCGAGAUCAUCGAGCGAGGCAUCCGGGAACAUCCAGAGCUGAGCGUUGGCCUGACGACGGAGGGGAUCGACGUGCGCAGCGUGGGCAACACACUGGUGCUGCAUCAAACUGCCCUGGUGGAAGCCUUCAAUCUCAAGGCUGCUAUCGAGUACCAGCUGAAAAACUUAAAAGGAGCUCAGGAGGCUUUGACAGAUAUGCCACCGAGAUCAGAGGAGGAAUUGGACACAGUGACUCUGCACAACCAGGCUCUCCUUAACAUGGACACUAAGCCCUCGCAGGGUUUCGAGAAGCUUGCCUUCCUGCUGCAGCAGCCGUCCUUCCCACCAGUCACCUUUGGUAACUUGCUGCUGCUCUACUGCAAACAUGAGUAUUUUGAUUUGGCAGCUGACGUCCUGGCAGAAAAUGCACACCUCACCUACAAAUUGCUUUCUCCAUAUGAGUACGAGUUUCUCGAUGCCUUGCUGACCUGCCAGACGGCGCCAGAAGAGGCAUUCAGGAAGUUUGAUGACAUGAUCGGGAAAAUGACAGAGAAGUUGCGGAAGCUAGCCAAGCAGCUGCAAGAGGCCAAGACGGUUCGAGAUGACGACGGGCAGAAGAAAGCCCUGCAGGAUUAUGACACCAUGCAGGAAAAAUACAUCGUAGUCCUGAUGGCCCAAGCUAAGAUCUACUGGAAUCGGGAAAACUUUGCGAUGGUGGAGAAGAUCUUCCACAAGUCCAUGGAGGUGUGCAAUGAGGACGACACGUGGAAGCUGAACGUGGCCCACGUGCUCUUCAUGCAGAAGAAGUACAAGGAGGCCAUCAGCUUGUACGAGCCCAUCGUCAAGAAGCACUACAACGACGUGGGACAGUGUAGCGUGCAGGAGUGCCCGUGCACGUACAAACCGCCGAUCUUGAAUGUGAGCGCUGUGGUCCUGGCCAACCUGUGCGUGUCCUUCAUCAUGACCGGCCAAAAUGAAGAGGCUGAGGAACUCAUGAGGAAGAUUGAGAAGGAGGAGGAGCAGAUCUCCUAUGACGACCCAGACAAAAAAGUCUUCCACCUGUGCAUCGUCAACCUGGUUAUCGGCACAUUGUACUGCGCCAACGGCAACUACGAUUUUGGCAUCUCUCGUGUCACCAAGAGCCUGGAACCUUACAACAAGAAGCUGGGAACGGACACGUGGUUUUACGCCAAGCGCUGUUUCCUGUCCCUACUGGAGAACAUGUCCAAGCACAUCAUCACACUGAAGGGGGUAGUGGUCCGGGAGUGCAUUCAGUUCUUGGAGAACUGUGAAGUUUGGGGCACAACACGUCGACAUUUUGGUCUACCGAGAAAGAAUGGUCUGGAAUGCUUAGCCGUGGUGACAUCAUGGUUGGUCAGUGACGUUUCUGCCGGGUUUGGCUGUGAAAUCUGGCACAUAUCCAGAUAUUGCGUGAAUAUAAAAAAUGUUCUUUAUUUUCAUUUUUUUUUUCAGUUAAUGUCCAAAAUAUAUGUAAUAAUAUUACUUCACAUUGGAGGGUUUAUUGUACUUGGAAAUUUUGGACAAAGUUCUCCUUUAAAAAUAAAAGUCAAGGAAAAAUCGUCGUAUGAUUUUCAGGGGCAAAAUAAGUGUUGGAUCUGCCACUGCGGUCCUUGAGUUUGACACCCUGGAUUUUAUUCACAUGACUUUGUGUGUGUUUGUCUCUUAGCAAGCUGGUCCACAAAAAAUGGUGUGCAUCCAGGAACUCUUUCGAUGACAAAGGCUUUGGCGGAGUUCUUAUUCUACUUAAGGGACUUCGACUGUUGUCUUUCUUGUGAAUUUAGAGUUCAAGCUUUAAAAAAAAAAAAGCAGGCAGGCAGGAAUAAAGUUUCCAUUCCGGAGCCUUGUGGAGUAGGGAAGAAUGAGGAGAUCACGAAAGGGGCCUCUUGGUUAUGUCCUGCUCCUUCAGGUAGAAGUUUAAAUAUCCUCCCAGGGCACCCACUGCCACAGCCGUCAUGUGACUGGAGCAGCCGUCUUAAAACAACAAACAUACAGUGCAUUAUGGGAUAGAAAAGAAGAACCAAAUUAAAUUGUAUAUGCAAAUAAUGAGUCAAGAAGAAAAAACUGGAACAAUUCAAAAACUAUGUCGAAAAACACGAGAAAUUGCCAUGAACUACAUCAAACCCCAAGUUAAGGACGAAUUUAAAACUAAAAUAAUUCCCAGCCUACAGCGUGCACCUGGUUAUAAGCCUCGGUACACAGAAAGAGUUUAACUAGGUACGCUAACGCUAGCGCCGCAUCACCACAUAAACCGCAGGUUGUAGGCGGGAAAUUAAGGUAGUUGUAAAACACUGCCAGACUAGUUCAAUAACAAGUGAAGAAGUACGUCAAAGAAUCUUCCAGCUGGGACUAGAAACAAGUUUACAAGGCAAGAACCAUGUUGAAAAACCAAUCAAGAACUUGACAAAGAACUACAUCAAGAAACAGCAAGAACCCCAUCAAAAUGAAAUCAAGAAGCACAUAAAAACAAUUUUAAUAAACUGUCAAGAACUACAUUAAAACAGUCACGCAGCAAUGAAUUACAGGUCAGGUAGUUGUGAACCAAGUCGAGAAGCACAUCUAAGAACAAAAGCCAAGAAUGGGUGGGUACAAGUCAACAUCCACAAAACUGUUGACGUGGUACUUGGCAUCUGGUUCUCAACAGUUUCUCAUCUGUUUAUUGACUGGGUUGACAAAUUUUGGAAUUUUUUUCUCAUUUACUUGAUUUUAACUUUCUUGACAUUUUUUUCUCAUUAUUUUUGACUGGUUGUUAAUUGUUUUUGCCAGUUUUUGAAGUGGUUCUUGACUUUGUCAGGACUGAUUCUUAUCUUGGAGUUCUUGACAGUUCUGUGCUUGUUUCUGGGAUGGUUCGUCACAGUUUAUUUGGGCCAGGGUGUCCAUGUUCUGUUCAUUGCUUAUGUAUGACACAAACGUUUUAAAAAUACCCAUAUGAUUCUUGACUGUUUUUUUUGUCUCUCCCAUUUACACUGAUCUGGUGCUAUUCUGCUACUUUCCUGUAGCAACACAUGGAAGACACCAAAGGGAUGCCAGACAGUCUACCAGCAAUUCCAGUUCAGUUGUUACCAUUGUUUUUGUUUCUAAAUAAAUGUGUAUUGUCUUUUCAAAGCAGCUUUGUGUCAUUUGAAUU
Syngnathoides biaculeatus (alligator pipefish) is the source of this 3830-nucleotide messenger RNA. RefSeq names its product intraflagellar transport 70 (gene ift70). NCBI's taxonomy places the organism in Eukaryota, Metazoa, Chordata, Actinopteri, Syngnathiformes, Syngnathidae. The record is from RefSeq and is a predicted model, not a curated record. Gene Ontology annotation, cellular component: axonemal microtubule; intraciliary transport particle B. Gene Ontology annotation, molecular function: intraciliary transport particle B binding; protein binding. The transcript has 20 exons. Bases 122 to 2320 code for a protein of 732 amino acids. Gene Ontology annotation, biological process: intraciliary transport.